Molecule: messenger RNA, 3305 nt
Organism: Notechis scutatus (mainland tiger snake)
Lineage: Eukaryota; Metazoa; Chordata; Lepidosauria; Squamata; Elapidae
Gene: CDHR5
Product: cadherin related family member 5
Biological process (GO): homophilic cell-cell adhesion
Cellular component (GO): membrane
Molecular function (GO): calcium ion binding
Source: RefSeq, a predicted model, not a curated record
AAGGAAGAUGCGUUGUGACAACACAGGAAGAAAAGUGGAUGGACUGUUUUCCCGUAAUUCUUGGAUUUGUCUCUCGUCUGCUUGAUGGCUUUUCUCAGGCCGUUUUGUUUUUGUGUGCUUUUCUUCUUGCUAUCAGUAACACAGGUUGAGACACAGAGCCCAGAAUGUUCAGUAGGCAACACUUCGGUGAACAUAAUGGAGAAUAAUGAUCCAGGGUUGGUGGUGACUAACAUUUAUGCUAAUCCUGGCAUCACAGUCACAAUUGAACCUUCUACAGAUGCAAAUUCUCCCUCUGAAUGGUUUGAAAUAAAGGACUCACAGCUCAUCCUGAAAAAGUCUGUGGAUUAUGAGAAGAUAGCGAUCCUUUCGGUGAAACUGUUAUGCUGGGAAGCAGAUUUGCAAGUAAAAGUUGUCACUGUUUACAUUCACAUUGAAAAUGAAAACGAUAAUGAACCUGUGUUCAAGCAAACUAACAUCACCGUUGAUAUUCCUGAGGAUACAAAAGUGAACACAACUGUCGUACCUCUGGCAGACGUAACUGCUACUGAUGCUGAUCUUAAUACAGUGUCCUACAGCCUUGAAGGAAGUCCAACAGAAGCAAUGAACUAUUUCAAUAUACGAGGAAUUAACAACCCACAAAUUUACUUGCGUAAAGCCCUGGAUUAUGAAGCAAUUAAUUUUAUGAGAUUUACUUUAAGGGCCAUGGAUGGAAGUGCUGAUGCGGCAGGGACACACACAGCCACAGCCACAAUAUCCAUAUGGAUUGUCCAGUCUGAUCUCAAACCCCCCUGGUUUCAGCCAUGUACUGCCAUUGGAGGCCUCCACAAAGUGUGCAUCAGUCUUGGCUACACCAGCAAAGUCAAUCUUUCAGAAGAAGUGAAUGGGCCACUGAUCUUGGAGCCAGGACCCCUCUACGCUAUUGAUGGGGAUAAAAGUUUGAAUGAAAAAAUAAUAUAUGAAAUUGCUGCUGGAAAUGAUAAUGACACAUUCAAAAUAAACAGAGAUUCUGGAAACAUAACGAUGACCCAGCCUGCAAAUUCCCUGAAGACAUUCAUGUUAUAUAUUGUGGCUUCCCAGGAAAACAAUCCAUUCAGAUACUCUCAGACUACAGUGAAAAUUGAUGUUGUACGGAAAAAUGACAAACAGCCCUAUUUUGAGGAAGCCAUUUAUCUGGGACGAGUGUCUGAGGCCCAGCCUGCCAAGACAUUGAUCAUGAAAGCCAACACAUCGUCAGAACCCCUGCAGAUCUUUGCAGCAGAUGACGACUUCUUGCCAGAUAAGAUCAAUCCAGAUAUCAAAUACAGAAUACAAAACAGUUCAGAUUUCAGAGUUACUGCAGAAGGAUUUAUCCAAACCACCAAGAUUCUGAAUGUAUCAUCUCAUAUUAUCCUUCUGGCCAUUGCUACUGACAUCAGUACCCUGGAAGAAGCAAGCACGCAUAUCUCAAUAGAUGUCACACCUUUGGCGACUCCAACUGUUCCACCUGUAACUACCACUGCCUUCACUGAAACCUCUCCUACCAGCCUAGGGGAAGGGAACACUAGUCCCAAGACAUCCACUUUGCCACCUGGAAUAAGUAGUCCUAAACCUUCUGGAUCCACAAAGACCAUGUCACCUUUUUCAAGUACAACUGGGAAGGAUAACCUUACAGAGAUUACAAGAAACCCUGUGACUGCUUCUGUAUCUGGCUCAGUUAUUCCACCUUUUGUAACUACACUAAAACCUCCUGUCAUCCCAGGUAAUUCUACACAGUUUCUGACCACUAGUUCUCCUGUAACAGAGAGAAGCCAACGGACAGUGGAAUCCAUCACGAUCUCCAGCCCCACCACCGCUCAAGCAACUCCUCAGACUGGAGCCUCCAAGCCAACCCCACCAGGUAAUUUUAUAACAAGUGGUGGGAGUGCCCAGUCAUCAACUUCUUCCAAAAUUGAAACCACGAAGACUCCCAUUACAAGCUCAGUACCAGAUGGUGAUAGACAGUCUACUACUCCUUUACCUGGAAUCAUUCAGCCUUCCACAACAGUUAUUUCUACGACAAAAAAUAACUAUGUUUCUUCUGCUUCAUUAUCUUCCACAAUUGCAACAAGCACACUUUCUGUAGCAAAUACUUCUGCAACAAGCCUCACAUCUAAGUCUAGUAGAUCAACUUCUAGUACUUCAACUUCAACUUCUAUGUUUUCUACAAUGCCUAUUAUUGAAGAUGCAAUAAGUCCAUCAGCAAAUGAAUCUCCUACCACAGUAGGACCUUCCACACCUAAUUCAGAAGGACUCUACAGUGUAGAAGACAUGGCUGCUCUGGGAGCCACCCUGGGGACCUUAUUGGCGAUUGCACUAGCCUUGCUUGCACUGAUCUCCUGCAAGUAUUACAAAUUUAAAAAAGAACUUGAAAAAGAGAAUUCACAGCUUACAAAAAGCUUUUCUAAUGACAACUUCCAGGAUGACAAGAACUCUAACUCAGAUGGAAACGAUGAUGAAUCACCUGCAAGCCUUAUGUCCAAGAGUUAUGCAGAGAAGGAACCAGAAAACAAGAAAACACAGUCAACUCAUAAAGCAAUCCAGGAAGAAAUUGAUAUAAACAGUGAAAAGGAAGUGAGAUCCAUCCUCACAAAGGACAGGAAAACGGAAGAUGACGGCUACAAGGCAGUGUGGUUUAAAGAAGAUGUUACAGAAGCUGAGAAUGAUGAUGUGAUCAUUGAAGAGGACAGUGACCUAGAGCCGAACAUGUUUGGGAGUGAGAGUGACACUUCUGCUGAGAACGAUGACGACCAUGUUGAUACCGAUAGUGGCAGAGGGGACAGCGACGUAAAUAUUAGAGUGAGAAGUGCACAGGUCUUUGAUGGGAAUCCUUCUGCCAGCCAAUCUCUUGAAGAAGCAGAAGAACGAGACGAUGCUUUGUAAAAGAAAGCAGCUUUUCAAAGAUAUUGUAAGAAGAUCGGAUUUGGAGAAGGAUUUGCCAGGGAAGUAGGGUUCUAUGCCCAUUUGCUUAACUGAAGGAUUAACACAGGAUCCAAUCUGGAGCAACCACUGGGACCAGAGGUUUAGUCCAAAAGCUCAGAAAACUGAACCUCUGGUCCCACUGACUGACCCAGUUUGCAUCCUGCAACAUUAUUCUGGAACACGUACAUUUGCCUUCUUUCAGAGCUUUAUUGUAAAGCAAAAGUAACUUAGUAUUACUUAUGAGUUUGUACCUGAUGUUUAUUUGCAUUAGAACAGCCAGUGGGGCACACAUAAUCUCCCAGACUGGGCUGGAUUCCAUCUUCAGUCAGCAACAGGAAGCGUGGCCAAUGGGAUCCAGUCUCACAAAA